Molecule: messenger RNA, 1987 nt
Organism: Nicotiana tabacum (common tobacco)
Lineage: Eukaryota; Viridiplantae; Streptophyta; Magnoliopsida; Solanales; Solanaceae
Product: protein DETOXIFICATION 40-like
Biological process (GO): xenobiotic detoxification by transmembrane export across the plasma membrane
Cellular component (GO): membrane
Molecular function (GO): xenobiotic transmembrane transporter activity; antiporter activity
Source: RefSeq, a predicted model, not a curated record
UUUAUCCUUUUUUCUUUUUUGAAUUGCCAAGUAACUUUUACUGUACAAUUAUUAUUGACAUUGUCUUAGAAAUAUUUCCUAUACAAAUUAUUCCAUUAGUUGAAAAGAUGCAACUGUGACAGCUGGUUGUUUUGGUAUGUAAAAUUUCCUACAUCUCCAAAUCCAAUCGUCUAUAAAUUAAACACACACACACCCAUUCUAAUCAACUUCCACAAGUUCGCUCUUUUUCUCACUUUACAUUCUCCACUCCAUAGCUCCAGCUGCUGCCACCAGCCCACUACUAUGACUUCCUCUAAGAACGAAGUUCACCAACCAUUUCUAGAAAACAACGGGGCAUCAGCUUUAUCACCGUCUACAGAGCAAAACCAUGAAUCCAGUAGUGAGCUAGAGACGGUACUCUUGGACACUUCAUUACCUCCCUGGAGUCGCCUGCGACUUGCCACGUGGAUCGAAACGAAACUCCUCUUCUUCCUUGCUGCUCCUGCUGUAAUGGUUUACAUGAUUAACUAUCUUAUGUCCAUGUCUACGCAAAUCUUCUCUGGUCACCUUGGUAAUCUUGAACUUGCAGCUGCUUCUCUUGGUAACACUGGCAUUCAAAUCUUCGCCUAUGGCCUCUUGUUGGGGAUGGGAAGCGCAGUUGAAACACUAUGUGGUCAGGCAUAUGGAGCAAGGAAAUACGAUAUGUUAGGAGUAUAUCUUCAAAGAUCAACAAUUCUUCUCACUCUAACAGGGGUGUUACUAACUUUAGUCUACGUUUUCUGCAAACCAAUUCUAAUAUUUCUAGGCGAAUCACCAGAAAUUGCAUCAGCAGCAGCCUUAUUUGUAUAUGGUUUAAUACCACAAAUUUUCGCCUACGCUGUGAAUUUCCCAAUCCAGAAAUUCCUUCAAGCGCAGAGCAUUGUGUUACCAAGUGCCUACAUUUCUGCUGCGACUUUGGUGUUGCAUUUAGUGAUCAGUUGGGUUGCAGUUUUCAAGAUUGGGCUCGGGUUAUUAGGGGCGUCGUUAGUAUUGAGUUUGUCGUGGUGGAUCAUAGUGAUAGCUCAAUUUGUAUAUAUUUUGAAGAGCGAGAAAUGUAAGCAAACUUGGAAUGGGUUCAGUUUGAAGGCAUUUUCUGGGUUGUACGGAUUCUUCAAGUUAUCAGCAGCUUCAGCGGUGAUGCUAUGCUUAGAGACAUGGUAUUUUCAGGUUCUUGUUCUUUUAGCUGGUCUUCUUGAAAAUCCAGAAUUAGCUUUGGAUUCACUUUCUAUUUGCAUGACAAUUUCUGGUUGGGUUUUCAUGAUAUCAGUUGGACUCAAUGCAGCAGCAAGUGUGAGAGUGAGCAAUGAAUUAGGGGCAGGGCAUCCCAAAUCAGCAGCAUUUUCUGUUAUAGUAGUCACAGCAUGCGCUUGUAUUAUCUCUGUGAUUGCUGCAAUCACUAUUCUUGAAUUUCGUCACGUCAUUAGCUAUGCCUUCACUGGAGGAGAAGUUGUGGCUGAAGCUGUCUCAGAUCUCUGUCCUCUGCUUGCUCUCACCCUUCUACUUAAUGGAAUUCAGCCUGUCUUAUCUGGUGUGGCUGUUGGGUGUGGAUGGCAAACGUUUGUGGCUUAUGUUAACGUGGGCUGCUAUUAUAUUGUGGGAGUCCCGUUGGGUUCUCUUCUUGGAUUUUACUUCAAAUUGGGUGGGUAUCUGGUCAGGAAUGAUGGGCGGUACACUUAUGCAAACAAUUAUUUUGGUAUGGGUCACCUUUCGAACUGAUUGGAACAAAGAGGUUGAAGCAGCUCAAGGGAGGUUGAAUAAGUGGGAAGACAAUAAAGAACAAGUUCCAAAGGAGUAGGAGAAGCUUUAAUGUAAGGUUACAUUUGCAAAAAAAAGUGACCAAAUAGGAGACAUUUUUUCAAUGAUUAUCAUGUUUUAAAUUUGCCACGAGAAAUUGUUAAAUGACUUAAGUCGUAGAUGAUAGUUAUCUCAAUUGGCUAAACCAUUUCAAAAUGAAAUGUUCCUUCUACAA